Molecule: messenger RNA, 4681 nt
Organism: Homalodisca vitripennis (glassy-winged sharpshooter)
Lineage: Eukaryota; Metazoa; Arthropoda; Insecta; Hemiptera; Cicadellidae
Exons: 5
Coding region: 42-356 (104 amino acids)
Source: RefSeq, a predicted model, not a curated record
AGAAAAAUUGUCCUGAAGUGCCCACUAGCAGUAAACAAACAAUGAAAGCAAAGGUCCUCUUUCCAAAACGGAAGUAUACUGCAAAUGUCCAGAGGAAAAAAUGCAAAAACCUGCCGAUACGUCCACUUCAUGCUGACUACGAUUUUUACAAGAAGCCACUUAUGAUUGACGAUGAACUUUUGUCCUAUGAAAGAUUUGGGUACCCUCUUUACCACUUGUUCUACAAAAUGAACACGACACAAAUGGAAGUGGAGAAGGAAACCGAAUACAUUGGGGACCCUCUUGACCACUUGUUCUACACAAUGAAUAUGACACAAAUGGAAGUGGAGGAGGAAACCGAAUACAUGGAAUUUUAAUACUUUCUGGCACCUGGAGGAGUUCCAUGUCUACUCAGAAGCUACUAUUUUUUAUCAAUUUAUUAUUAAAAGAACAAACAUUUAUUUUUAAGAUAUAAAUAAGCAAACACUACUUUCAAUAAUGAUAUAUCCACAGACCAAAGGAAAUAUAGGCUGAGUAGGCUCAUGUAAGAGACACUACAGAAGCUUAACCUGAACCAUGCACACCCUUAUUGGUGAUAACAGUGAACCGAUGUCCAAAAACUAAUGCUAAAUUUUAAUUAGACGUGUUUCAUUAACAUUGCCGUGAAAUAAAAUUACAGUUGUAAUUUAAUUCUUACAUUUCACACUCUUGUACAAAGAUAUAUUGGCACCAUGAUAAACAUUUUUUAAAAUCUAGUUUGCUGUUCAUUAUUGAUCAAAUUAACGUGAAUAUCACUAACAAAACACUUCUUAAUACAAAAACACAUAAAAGUCUAUCUGCGAGGAUAUUUUUGUUUAUUUAUUUGUAAUAUUUGUCAGCGGGAAAGUUGUUGGAAAACACUCGAAAAAAAUCGUUUUCUGUAUAUUUAUUUCAAUAACUGAGCAGUUUGCUACAAAUCACAUCAGAAGUGGGAUUCAUGAGUAGCUGCCAAAGCUCCGUCCCGACAUUAUCAGCCAGUAACGUGCAUCAAUUAAAUUUUUUGCGGACUAACCUAUGAGUUGUCUGCAAUUAAUUUAUUGUCUUACUUACAUGUGCUAACUAAAAUGAAGACAAAAUAUGUAAACGCUAAUUUUACCUAUGGUACUAAUUGAUUAUUUAAAUGAAAUAUCGGUUCCAUAACAAACCUGUUGAAGUUGAAAAAAUAUGAAAGUGAUUAUAUGAUGUAAUAACAUGAUAUUUAUGGGUAGUUAAUGAAAAAAGUGUGUAUAUUUUAUUAAGUUUCAUAUAGCACAGAACAAAGUAAAAUUACAUCAAACCACAUUAAAAAUGAUAAAGUUAUUGUUAGUUAUACUGCAUUAAUUGCAUAUUGCAAAUAUAACACAUUUGUUAUUAUUUUCAAAUGAACUAAACUACAAACACAUUUUUGACGUGUACACAAUAUUAGUCUACUGUAUACUGUAAUAGUGGGCUUCGGCAUUCGCUAGUUUUGUAUUUACCCUCCACCUUAUUGAUGAAAACGUUCUUAGAUGACUUUACCUACCACUUGCCUAUGGUCCUUAUAUUCCUUUCUUUGGUCUGUAUAUAUAUCAUCUAUGUUUUCUGGUUUGAGCUGCAUAAAGAAACUGCUAACAAAGUUUAAGUUUCGAAAUCUAGAAAACUUAGAUAAUAGUCAUAACUAACCACAUAAGCGUAAGAGUGUAGGAUAAUGAAAUAAUUUUAUGUUAGUUGACCUUAUGGUUUUUUUAGCUCAUUUUAAGGAGCUCACAAUCGUCAGAUGUUUUUAUCUAGUACUUGUGUUGAUAAUGUUUUUCCACUUGGUUAUAACAAUCGAUCAAAACUUAUGACCUAGAAUGUGAUAGAGGCGAAACUCUCAGACAACAGAGCAUCAUUGUUAACAUUUAAAAAAUCUUAAGUGUUGUCUUCUGAAGUAUUUCCGAGAAGAAAAGUACACUUUCCAGUUGUAUAUUUUCAGAAAAUUUACAGCUGAAAAUAUUUUAAAAUUAGAAUUUCUUUUGCGUCACUCAAAAGUGACGAUUCUGCCUUUUGAGUACCAAUUCCAACGCUGAUAGCUUUUGAAAUAUUUCUUUUGGUAUAUUUCAGGAACCUUUUCAAAGACUAUUUAGGGAAAACAUCCCCAACCAAAUAAGAAAAUAUGGGUUAUUAAAGAAAUUAAAAUAUCAAUAGAAAAGAAUGCUAUAUUCUGAAUCUAAAUUGAAUAUACUGUAGUUAUUGGCAUAUUUUAACAAUUACAGAAAGGUAUUUAGAAAAGUAAUUAUAUUUACUAAAAAAUGUGAGAAUUAAUCAAAAGGUACAUAAUUUAUUGUCAAAAAAGAAUUAAGAACGAAAAACAGAUAAUGAAUACCCUUUGAAAUUACAGUACCAAAUUAAGAAAAUGUGAACCAGACUAUUGAACAACUUGCUAGCAACUUCAAUUAAGGUUUUACUGACGAUCCCUAGGCAUCUAACAGCAACAAGCAAACUAUUUGGAAUGAUAUAAACUUUAAGAAAUAAUAAAAAUAACUUUACAAUCUUUAAACUUUUAAAAAGAAACGCUUUGAAGUAAAAAAUAUAUAACUGGAGUAAAUAAUAAAGGCCGUGGAAUGGGAAGGCCCAUAUAAAUUUAAAAAAAGUCUGAAUAAAUUAAACAUCCGUUGUGUAAGUGAUUUAUUUUGUCUCUUUGUGAAGGAAUCCAUAUGAAAAACUUAAAUUUGCUGAUAUCAAACGAACUUUUUUUAAAGGCAGCGUUAAUGGUCUACCCAGCUACGGUUCAGUAGCCUUGUAGUCGUCUUUUUCUAAAUCAUAUUAAAAAGUUGUAGAAGCUCUACUAAUACAAAUGAAUUCAUAAAUUCUUGUCAGAAUUGGUUCAAGAAGCCAAUGAGCACAACAAAGCUAUUGGUGAUAUUGUUGACUAGAUAUCAGCGACCUUGGACUGGUCUCGGAGAGCUGUUCUCUGUGGCCUGUCCAUCAAUGGUUUUGCUUGUGUAAACCAAACCAACUGAUAGCGAAACUAAAUAAUUGGCAUAAGUAACACAGAAGCAAGUUGGUUUUCCUCUAAUUUAAGUAAAAGAAAAUAACGGGUUAUUUAAAAUACGUACAGCAAUAACUGUAUGUCACCGCGGAAGAACCUUGUUUGUGAUGUUCCACUGGGUUAUAUCUUAGGAUCUUAUCUUUUUAACACGUAUGUCAAUGAAAUAUGUUGUAUCACUUGAGGUAAAUUACAUCAAUAUACGGAUGAAAAAACACUAGUCUGCAGCAGGCCAAAAGGGUCCCAUAUUGACAAAUGUGAAGGAAGAAUUUGAGUCUCUUAAGAUCUGGUUCUCAGUAAGUGGUAUUGUAAUGAAUACAUAAAAUACAAGUAAUUGAAUUUAAAACAUACAAUUAAAAUUUCUAGUUAAAAACUUAAUUAAACAACAAAAGUAUAGUUUUACUGAACUCUGUACUAUUUCACGAGGUCGAAAUUGACAGCAAGACAUUGGUAUUCCUAUAUAAAAGUCUGCAACGAGAUUAUGAGGUUAAGUAAGUGGUAGAGAGGACUUUAUAGUCCUAACUUCGCCUCUAAUAAAGACAUUUUUCAAUAAUAUUCUCUCCAAAAGUUCUUGUCCAGUUAACCACAAUAAAUACACAGCUCGCGGUUUAUCAUGUUUAUUUUGUUUUAAAUUAUAGAAUCCUUGCAUGGGGAAAUGUAGGUCAUUCGAAAACCAUUUUUAGAGUUUAAAAAGGCAGUAAAUAUUCAUGCAAAGUUCCCACCAAGCACUCCAUGGUAGGUAACAUUUAUUAAUCUUAAAAUUCAAAUAUUGUGUAGUAUCUAUUUAUUGACAUUAACGUGCAUUAUCAGAUUCAAAAUGUAUGUUUUUUAUUUAAGGACAAUAUACCCAGCACCAGAACACCUAACAUAACUAAACCUCCACAGUAUCGGCUUAAACUUUUUAAAUCAUUUAAGAAAUAAUAAAUCCCUUACAAAAUUUAAAAUAGAAUUUCGGAAAUGGCUUCAGAGGAAAUCAUUGCAUCAGAAGAAUAUUUUAGUAUGUAAAUAGUUUUACUUUUCUGUUUUUGUAAUCUUUAGUUUAUAAAACAAUUAAGAUUUUAUAUUGUGAAGCAACACUGUACGUUUUGUUAUAAGAACUUGACUAGAAGUCACCAGUAAUGUAUAUGAUUUGAUGUGUUACUUUAAAGUAAAUAAAUAAAUAGUGUAAUUAAUUAUAUUACAUACAAUAUACCCUCGUCACUAAGAAUUGUUUGAUUGUUUGCUAUUUUUUAUCUACAAUUUUACUAACUUUAUGAAAAAAAUCAGAGUAAAGCUAAGCUUACUAGUAGAAUGAAAUAAGAAGAGCCAUUUCAAGCUAUACGGCAAAUGAGUUAUGUUUCACUUUCAUAUAUUUUUAAUCUUUAAAUUUGAUUAGUUAUAUAACUAAUUUUUUACAAUUGUAUUAAAUGUUAUACUUGAUAUUUGCCUGAUAGCAAAAUAGAUGGAGAAUAUGUUACUAUUACUAUUUAGUGAAAAAAGAAAUAAAAAUUCAUAAUAAAAUAAAUAAUACAAUAAAAUAAAUAAAAAUACUUUAGUGUUAUAAGUUGUUAUUGAGUAUUAAAAUAGUGUUAAUUUUUUACUGUUAAAAAACAAAAUAAUUUUAUAUAUCAAUAUAAGUGUAGUUCAUGUUUACAGGCCUUUAUACGUAUUAAUUAUUACAUUUUGUUCAUUGCUUAA